Messenger RNA from Rhagoletis zephyria (snowberry fruit fly), 558 nucleotides. RefSeq lists its product as uncharacterized. The record is from RefSeq and is a predicted model, not a curated record. Lineage: Eukaryota; Metazoa; Arthropoda; Insecta; Diptera; Tephritidae.
AUGAAGUGCUCUGCGUUCGCAAUUGUCAUCCUUUGUUCCCUGAGUGGAUUAUCAAAGGCUGAGCAACCAUAUAAUGUGAAAAAUGAAGCCUCCGAAUGUUUAAAGGGCUUGAGGGAGACCCUCUAUGAAUGUGAUUUUAAACUCGUUGGGCGACAACGUCUACUUAAUGGCACCUUUUCAAUUAACGAUGACAUAGCCAGCGAUCACUAUACAUUUCAAGUAGAUCUAUUCUCCUCACCACUGGGCGAUGGCCAGUACAAGCUGUUGCCAAUGGGUGUACCGCGCCUCGGCGUUUGCGAGGGUAUGAGAGAUUUGUACACCAAAGUGGUACAGCCGUCGUUAAUCGAGGGGGAAAAUACCAAUUUCCCAUUUAUUCCUGAGGAAGGUCUUUGUCCCAUACCGAAAGGUAAAUACUUCAUAAAGAAUAUGAAGUUCGAUACGGAUUCUUGGCCAAAUCAAAUACCGCGUGGCCUUUUAAAAGCAGUGUUAACCAUUUUCAAGGACGGGGUAGACGUCGGAAGGGGUGCUUUGUAUAUGCGUGUCGUAGAUCGUGAAUAA